AUGGCGACAAUGAAGCAAAGCAAGAAUCAGCUUAGGAGGGCAAGGAAAAAGGCGCAGAAAGCCGAGGCUGCCACUGGAGCGCCCGACGAAAAGCCACAGACGACAUCACCGAAGAAGCAAGCCCCCGUACCCGCGCCGCAGAAUGCGCCCGCUGAUCUUGAUGCGUCACUGCCUCUCGAAACCAGCGACCCAUUAUGGGAUAUCUAUAAGGGGAUUGCUAGCAAGUUUGAUGAAACGGCGAGCGAUAGUCUUCCUACAAAACAGGCCGAGAAACCGGAAGUGUACUUCGAUGAUGGUGACGAGAUCCCUGACGAGGACGAAGAGACGGAACCAAAAAUAUCGAAGAAGAAACGGAAAGAGAUGAACAAAUUAUCGGUCGCAGAGCUCAAAGCCAUGGUCCGGAAGCCGGAAAUUGUCGAGUGGACAGACACGUCUGCGCCUGAUCCACGGCUUCUGAUCCACAUCAAAGCCCAUCGGAAUGUCGUCCCUGUGCCCUCUCACUGGUCGCUCAAACGCGAGUACCUCUCAUCCAAGCGGGGGUGGAAAAAGCACCAAACGGGGAUUGCGGAAAUGCGUGACGCUGCUCUGGAAAAACAGGAACAAUCCACAUUGAAACAGAAACAAAGGGAAAGAGUCCAGCCCAAAAUGGGAAAGUUGGAUAUCGAUUAUCAGAAAUUGUACGAGGCGUUCUUCCGGUUCCAAACCAAGCCGGAACUGACUCGCUACGGGGAAAUUUACUACGAAGGCAAGGAAUAUGAGACCAAUCUCAAACAUCUUCGGCCCGGUGAUUUGAGCGAUGAACUGAAGGAGGCCCUCAAUAUGCCUCCCGGUGCUCCUCCUCCAUGGCUCAUCAACCAGCAGCGAUACGGCCCUCCACCGUCCUAUCCAGCCUUGAAAAUCCCUGGUCUCAAUGCGCCGCCCCCUCCUGGAGCCAUGUGGGGCUAUCAUCCGGGCGGCUAUGGCAAACCGCCUGUUGAUGAACACAAUCGGCCGCUGUACGGUGGUGACAUUUUUGGAGUCUUACAGCCCCAACAGAAUGCCCAACAGGGGGAGCCGGUCGAAAAGGAUCUUUGGGGCGAGCUACAGGCCCCCGAGGAGUCCGAGGAAGAGAGCGAGGAGGAGGAAGAGGAGGAAGAAGAAGAAGAGGAGGAGGAGGAGACAGAGGCCGGGAUUCAUUCUCCCGGUGGUUUGGAAACCCCAAGUGGCAUGGAAUCAACGGCGCCCUCCGAAUUUGUGGGUGCAGAGAACGUUUCCGGCGAGUUUGAUGUCCGAAAACACCAUCGAGGUACGGAGACGGAGGAAUCCGUUCAUCCUCGCAGUGCCUACCAGGUAAUUCCCGAGAGACAGACCAACGUGCAAGGGUUUUUCGGAGGCGACAGGGCAUACGACCUCAACACGGCCUCGAGCCAGCCUCCUCUCCUCGGCGCCGAAGACCAAAGCCGGAAGCGCAAGAAGCCCGGUGACGUGGACGUCUCUAUGGAUCCUGACGCUCUUCACGCCGAGGAUGGUAUCAGCAAGGAGAAUCUUCAAAAUAUGUACGAGACGCAGAGACGCCAGCAGAAUCAACCUAGCUGGGGGUUCCAGGAGGACCUGAGCGACAUGAUUGCGCAGGAGAGGCGCCGGAAAAAGCGCUGA
Penicillium lagena is the source of this 1635-nucleotide messenger RNA. Its product is annotated as U2 snRNP complex subunit CUS1. The coding region runs from base 1 to 1635 and encodes 544 amino acids. Gene Ontology annotation, cellular component: nucleus; catalytic step 2 spliceosome; precatalytic spliceosome. The record is from RefSeq and is a predicted model, not a curated record. Gene Ontology annotation, biological process: mRNA splicing, via spliceosome. Lineage: Eukaryota; Fungi; Ascomycota; Eurotiomycetes; Eurotiales; Aspergillaceae. The transcript has 3 exons.